Messenger RNA from Syngnathoides biaculeatus (alligator pipefish), 1908 nucleotides. It is a transcript of the gene fam20b, whose product is annotated as FAM20B glycosaminoglycan xylosylkinase. Gene Ontology annotation, biological process: protein phosphorylation. Gene Ontology annotation, molecular function: phosphotransferase activity, alcohol group as acceptor. Lineage: Eukaryota; Metazoa; Chordata; Actinopteri; Syngnathiformes; Syngnathidae. The transcript is spliced from 8 exons. Gene Ontology annotation, cellular component: Golgi apparatus. The record is from RefSeq and is a predicted model, not a curated record. The coding region runs from base 326 to 1555 and encodes 409 amino acids.
CUUUAGCUUCAGCUUCUCCAGCCAGGUGCAUCCAUCACGGAUGUCCGCGUUAACUUCAACGACAGGACUGCGAGCUUGGAAUAAGACAGGGGCUUAACGUACACAAGCAAUAUAUUUAACAUCGAAUUUAUAUUGGGAAUGUGGCCAUUGACAUGUACUAAAACAGCAUCGAGGUAAUGAAAGGGCGAUUGUGUCUGUGUGUACGCGCGCGCACGAACGAGGAGGGAGGAAAAGACGGCCGCCAUUUUGCCGACGCACGGCCGAUGGGCCCGGCGGGGGGGCCAUGUGGCAAGGGUGAGAUCGUGAACGAGGAGGGGGAGCGGAGAUGAAGCUGAAGCAGCGUGUGGUUUUGCUGUGCGCCGUGCUCCUCCUGCUGGGCCUGGCCAAGAUCUUCCUGCUAGAUGGCGGCGAGGGCUCGGCGGCCAGCAGGCGAGACCUCAGGGCCUUCCGCAAGAUGGAGGCCGGCCUUUCGCUGUCACGGGGCGCCCGCCUGGCACACACCCUGCAGUCUCCGUGGGAGAUAGCCAGCCAGUGGGUGGGGCCCCGAGAGGUGUACCCGGAGGAGGCGCCCGAGCUGGCCGCCGUGCUCACCGCCCUCGGCCAAGCCCAGAUUGAGCGCGCCGACGUGGGUUACAAAGGCACCCAGCUCAAGGCCCUCCUGGUGCUGGACGGGGGACAGAAGGUGGUCUUCAAACCCAAGAGAUACGGUCGCGACUACGUGGUCGAAGGAGAGCCGUACGCCGGCUACGACCGACACAAUGCCGAGGUGGCCGCCUUUCACCUGGACAGAAUCCUGGGCUUCAGGAGGGCGCCCCUGGUGGUCGGAAGGCACGUGAACCUGCGCACGGAGAUCAAGCCGGUGGCCAGUGAGCAGCUGCUCAGCACCUUCCUGGCGCAGGGGAACAACACCUGCUUCUACGGGAAAUGCUACUACUGUCGGGAGAGCGAGCCGGCGUGCGGCCACGGCGACAUCAUGGAGGGAUCUCUGACCUUGUGGCUACCGGACGUGUGGCCGUUGCAGAAGCACCGGCACCCCUGGGGACGCACGUACCGCGAGGGCAAGCUCGCCAGAUGGGAGUACGACGAGAGCUACUGCUCGGCCGUGAAAAAGAUGGCGCCGUACGACGCCGGACCGCGCCUGCUGGACGUCAUCGACACAGCCGUCUUUGAUUAUCUGAUCGGGAACGCUGACCGCCACCACUACGAGAGUUUCCAGGAUGACGGCGGCGCCAGCAUGCUCAUACUGCUGGACAACGCCAAGAGCUUUGGGAACGCGGCCCUAGACGAGCGCAGCAUCCUGGCGCCGCUCUACCAGUGUUGCAUGAUCCGCGUUUCCACUUGGAACCGGCUCAACCUGCUGCGGGGCGGCGCCCUGAGCUCGGCCAUGCGCCAGGCGCUGGCGUUCGACCCCAUCCGGCCCGUCCUGGCCGAGCCGCACUUGGCCGCCCUGGACCGGCGCCUGGCCGGCAUAGUGGCCACCGUCAAGCAGUGCACAGAGGCGCACGGCGCCGACAAUACCCUGGUGGAAGACCGCAUGAACCUGCCGCACCCCUGAUGAAAACGGCAGACAUUUUCGCAGGGUGGGAUUUCCCUCUUGUUGGUUGUUUUGCCCCCUCGUGGACUUGUCGGGGAGAAGUUCCGAUGAAGGAGGAAGCGCACUGACAAGCCGUCAUCGUGAUUACUGUCAACGAGGUGACAAAAAACAAAAAGCCAAGUGUACAUAUUCAGAUACCAUAAAUACACUAGAUGUGUUGAUUAUAAUGUUUCAAAAAGUGUGUGAGUGCGUGAGAGUGAGAGGAAAGUCGCCAUACUGUGCCAUUAAGCUACUGAUAUCACACACUUGAACGGGGAAGGAGGAGGAGUCAUGUAAGGAAAGCUUCAUCUUCAAUAUUAAACACAUUCAUUUCA